AUGAGUGAUUUCUUGGAACCAAAGGAUCAAUCAGCUCCUACCCCAGAUACAUCUCGCUGGCCUCUUUUGCUAAAGGUACUUGCCAAUUAGAACAUCGACAAGCUUCACGUGAGAACUCAUCAUUACACCCCAAUUCCAGCUGGCCACUCCCCUCUUUCGAGACCUCUUCCAGAGUAUCUCAAGUACGGGUUCAUCAAUUUGGACAAGCCAUCAAACCCCUCCUCUCACGAAGUUGUUGCCUGGGUCAAAAAGAUCCUCAAAGUCGAAAAAACUGGGCACAGUGGGACACUUGAUCCCAAGGUCACAGGAUGUCUCAUCGUUUGCAUCAACAGGACCACAAGACUUGUAAAAAGCCAGCAAUCCUCUGGGAAAGAGUACGUGGCCGUUGUUCGCUUCCACCAGCCAGUAGAAAGCGAGAAAAGCAUUGCCAAAGCCUUAGCUCAAUUAACAGGGCCUUGCUUCCAAAAGCCUCCACUCAUUGCAGCAGUCAAAAGAGAGCUUAGAAUUAGGACAAUUUAUGAAGCAAAACUUCUUGAUGUCAACGAGGAAAAAGAUUUGGCUGUCUUUUGGAUCAGCUGCGAAGCCGGAACAUACGUUAGAACCAUGUGUGUCCACUUAGGACUAUUACUUGGAGUUGGAGGUCACAUGCAAGAACUCAGAAGGGUAAGGUCAGGCAACAUGCACGAAGACGAAAACAUGGUCACAAUGCACGAUGUCCUGGACGCCCAAUGGGUUUAUGAGCACACAGGUGAUGAGACUUAUCUCAGAAGAGUUGUCCUGCCAUUAGAAUACCUCUUAAUUACUUUUCCAAGAAUCGUGAUAAAAGAUAGCAGUGUCAAUGCUGUUUGUUAUGGUGCAAAACUCAUGAUUCCUGGAGUUCUGAGAUAUGAGGACGGCAUUGAGGUCGGAAAAGAAGUAGUGAUCAUGACUACAAAAGGAGAAGCAGUGGCUAUUGGAAUCGCGGAAAUGACCACAGCUGUCAUGGCUGACUGCGACCAUGGAUGUGUCGCUAAAAUUAAAAGAGUGAUUAUGGACAGAGAAACUUACCCUCGCAGGUGGGGUCUGGGCCCUCGUGCCCUACAAAAAAGACAAAUGAUACUUGCUGGUCUUCUUGAUCAAUAUGGAAGACCUAUAGAACAAAAGACUGGUCCUGCAGUUGACCAAUAA
This is a messenger RNA of Blepharisma stoltei, 1167 nucleotides long. The record is from the annotation of a GenBank genome assembly. Lineage: Eukaryota; Ciliophora; Heterotrichea; Heterotrichida; Blepharismidae.